UGUCCGCCUCUUCCCUCGGUACGUCCGUCGUGUUUUCUGUCCUCCCCUCCACUGGCUGCCGGAGCUCACCGAGGACAAACAAGCGCAGCACAGCCGAGUGGAGAGGACAGGGGCUGGGGGGGGCUGCAUUGUAGGGACCGGUCCGGUGUCACGGUUCGAACCCGCCGAUGGACGGAGGGGUCUUCCACCUUCUAAGUUGCCAUCAGUGAAGCCCUAACCUCCCGUCAGCCACACUCCUCUGGCUCCUGCCAUUGUAAACUUCAGAUGUAAAGCCCCUUUCUGCUGCGGACUCCGAGCUGCGACCAGGCGAGUGAAUACAGGAGCCCUGCCUCAGGCCUCUACAGGCCAAGCACAGGAGCCACGGAGAGCAGGGGACAAUGGCCCAAGCAGAUGUCUGGACAGGGACUGGGGCACCGAGUUAACAGGAAGGGACUGCAUCAGCUCCGGCCAAUAGCGCGCCUUGACGACGGCUACCACACCUAGCAGGGAGACAUCAACACUGCGUGAGGGAGGCACUGAAAUAGGAGCAGGGUUUUUACUCAAAACUGCGGUGAGAGCUGCGAGUGGAUCUAUGGACGAGUCCCGCCGUCCUCCCUCCCCCGCGCCUGGUCUAUAGUCAACCGGAAACGACUCACAUUCUCACUCACACCCUGCUCACUGUUGUUUGAACAACCCUUUUCACCCCUGCGGUCACACCAUGGCCAGCAAAAGGAAGUCAACUACUCCUUGUAUGAUACCCAGCAAGAUAAUACGUCCUUUGGAGGAGGCUGAACAGGACUUCCCUGCUCUUCUCUGUCAGUCCAGGAUUUUUGGAGGGGGCAGACAAAGCCCCCUAGACCCUUCAGAGUCUUCCAAACCAGAGGCAGGGGACACUGUCAAAGACUGUGCUGGCACUUACACCUGUAAGCCUUGUAACUUUGAAACCCAGGACCUUAAUUUGUUCUUGGAUCAUGUGUACACCGGGCACCCAGACUUUCGCGCAGACCCCAGCUUCUGUUGCCUGAGCUGUGGGGUUUCGGCGCCCAAGUUUGAGGGUCUGGCUCUGCACAAUGCCAGGGUUCACCCCAGCACUUGGAACACUACUUUACAGCUGAGGAAGAAGGACAGGAGGGUUGUGGUGGAGCAGAAUCUGAUAAGUGGGACAGAGUCUGGGAAGGACAGUGAAAUUUCCAUAAGCAAGACUCCAAUAAUGAGGAUGCUGAAGGGCAAGUCGGAGCCCAAACGGAUAGUGGUGCCUCAUCCAGUCUCCAACGAUUCUUCAUCGGAUCCUCUCUCAGUCUCCUCCUCCAAAGAGGCCAAGAGAAAAGAGACCACUGCAGUGACGGUCACACAUGUUCCUACAAUAGUCCACAAUGGAACCACCAAGGUCACGCUGCCCUCAGCAAUUCAGAUCGUCAAUGGCUCUGGAGCGUUACCGAUGCUCAAGACCCCCAUCACACAGGUGGUUUCAGUGGUUCAGACCAGAAACUUUCAUCAAUCUGCACCGAUCACAGUCUCCUCAAAUAUGUCCUCUUCCUCAAAAAACCUCCCCAAGGUGAUGAUUCCCCUGAGCAGCAUCCCUACGUACAGUGCCUCCAUGGACUCCUCUUCCUUCUUGAAGACCUCCUUCAGUAAGUUCCCGUACCCCACGAAGGCUGAGCUCUGCUACCUGACUGUGGUCACAAAGUUUCCAGAAGAGCAGAUUAAGAUCUGGUUCACGGCCCAGAGACUUAAACAAGGCAUCAGCUGGUCUCCCGAGGAGAUCGAGGAGGCCAGGAGGAAGAUGUUUAACACCAUCAUCCAGACAGCACCUUCCAGUGCACAUAACCAAAUCCACAGCCACUACAGCCCAGCCCAUCACACAUUCACAGUCCUGCCUGCGUCACUGGGAGCCACUGGGAUCCCUCAUAUCCUGCAGGGAUCUCUUGUUAGCCAGGCCGGGGUAAUCGUCACACAGCCUAUGAUGGCCAAUGGUAUCCAGCUUAGCAGCACCCCUUUGGCCCUGGCCGUCACGCCUAAGCCCCAGGCAGCAGCCCGCCCCAUGAUGCAGGCCCGACCUGCUGCAGCCCUGGUGGCAGACAAAGGCAUCAGCAUGGUGGUGGGGACAGUGGGCAGCAGCAGCACUGUGAGCAACAUCAUUAGCAGCAGUAAUAGUAGUAGGAGUGGGGGAGGGGGUACGAAAAACAGCAUUGUCGGUAGCAGUCAAGCUAGUGUCAUCAACCUUAGUCUGGGAAGCAGUAAUCAUAGUAAUGGCAGGGUGAGCAGUGUCAAUGGUAAACACAGCAAUGCUAAUGCAGUCUGCAGUGACAAGAGCAAAAGUAAUGUUACCAGCCGUGUAACUGAUAAGAAAACUGAUAUCAGCAAAGCUAAUAACACCAGCAUUGUGCACAGUGACAGCAAAGUAACCACAGACAGUAAACCUAAACACAGUAACGGCAGAACGGGCAGUGAUGGACAGAGGAGUAAAGAUGCUAACGUUACCAGCAACAAAAAUAAAACAAGGAACACAAGUACAGAUGACGUUGACCCCAUUGACCCUCUAAAUAUGAAAAUGGAGGACGCUUCUUCCCCUGCCUCCAAAUCUUCUUCCCCCUCGCCUUCAGCUCCUCCAGGCAGCACGUCUGGCUCCGGGACGCCAGUCAACGCGUUCCUCGACCCCAGCUUUUACAAGAGCAAGAAGUCUCAAGUGCAGCUCAGCGCACUGAAGGACAGCUUUCAGGGCAGCCAGUUUCCCGACCAGGAGGAGGUCGACCGCCUCAUUGCUCGGACUGGGCUCACAGUGCGAGAAGUUCGCAAGUGGUUCAGUGACCGGCGCUACCAUUUUCGGAAUCUCAAAGGGGUGCGCACGAGCACAGGUGCACAGAACAACAAGUCUGGCACUGCAGCUGUAACAGGGAGUGGUUCAGGUUUACCAGGGAGUGGCGCCGCUGGCAGUGCCAACCCUGUUGACUUGUCAGAAAGUAGCAGCAGCUCUGGUGCCAAAACGCCCCAGCACAGCUCUGCACCCCUGAGUCCAACGACACCUCAGACUCCCACCUCACCCAGCACGCCCUCCCGCCGACUCCCCAGACAACCAUCUGAAGAUUUCACAGCUAUCCGCUACAAGGAGAGAGAACCCCAUCAGUUGAAGGCACUCGAGGCCAGUUUUGCAGAGGACCCCGACCCAUCUGGAGAAGAGGUGGACAGGCUGCGAACUGAGACCAAGAUGACCAGGAGGGAGAUCCAUGGCUGGUUUGCUGAGAGGAGGAAGAAAGCCGCAGCUGAGAAGAAGAAGGAGGAGGCAGAUCGGGCACUGAGAGAGGAGGAGGUGGGGGUUGAUGGGGAGGAACGACAGAGAGAGGACGGCUCAGGAGAACUGAAAGUCAACCCCAUUAAGAUUAAUCUGAAGAUGCUGAAGGUGACAGAGGCCAGCGGCAAAGCAGAGGGCGAAGGGUUGGAGAGCUCUGCUUUACCGCUUCUGUCCAGCAGCACACCUGCAUCCUCCCCAGGCUCUGCCCCAUCCUCCACCCCUAAACCCUCCCAGUCCUUCACCCUGACACCCAAACCAUCCAACUCUCCCAAACCCACAGCCAUCCGAGGCAAGAAGACAGCAGAGCAGCUUCACCUGCUCAAACAAGUCUACGCCCGCACCCAGUGGCCCAGUGCUGCUCAGUACGAUGAGCUCAUCUCAGCUUCUGGACUGCCCAGACCUGAGGUGGUGCGGUGGUUUGGGGACUCCCGGUAUGUGCAGAAGAACGGCCAGCUGAAGUGGCUGGAGUCGUACCAGACCAUGGCUCUGGAAGAGGAACUCCAGACGGAGAACACGCAGAUCCUCCAGGCACAUCUGGACGUACACGGCAGAGCGGAGGAGACGCAGCUGCAGGGACUGGCUGACGAGAGCGGUUUAACAACGGACCUGGUGCGACACUGGUUCGCUACCAAGGCGUCUUUGCCACAGACGGAACAAACUGUUGCUGUGACGGGACCAGGACCAGUUGCCCCGGGCGUGGCCGCCGAGCCACCGACGACAGGCUCCUCCCCUCUGGAGUCGGAGCCAGGAGGAGGAACCGAGGAGAAAAUGGAGCAGUCGGUGUGUGGUGUCGCAACAGACCCAGAGGAGGCCAACACUGACGAGACUGUGAAUCCUACUAAAGGAACCGACUGAAGAGGCUGUUUGUCGGAGGACGGAGUUCACGACGCAGGUGGUGUUUGUGUCGGGAGUCUGAGUAAAAGAUGGCAGAUGUGGUUGUAACAGGAUCACUGGAUGGAAAUGGACCUUGAAACCAUCCCCACACACCCAUCCCUCUCUCUCUCUCUCUCUCUCUCUCUCUCUCUCUCUCUCUCUCUCUCUCUCUC
Molecule: messenger RNA, 4314 nt
Organism: Hippoglossus stenolepis (Pacific halibut)
Lineage: Eukaryota; Metazoa; Chordata; Actinopteri; Pleuronectiformes; Pleuronectidae
Gene: zhx3b
Product: zinc fingers and homeoboxes 3b
Exons: 8
Coding region: 698-4123 (1141 amino acids)
Biological process (GO): regulation of transcription by RNA polymerase II
Cellular component (GO): nucleus
Molecular function (GO): DNA binding; DNA-binding transcription factor activity, RNA polymerase II-specific
Source: RefSeq, a predicted model, not a curated record